Molecule: messenger RNA, 723 nt
Organism: Dracunculus medinensis (Guinea worm)
Lineage: Eukaryota; Metazoa; Nematoda; Chromadorea; Rhabditida; Dracunculidae
Source: the annotation of a GenBank genome assembly
AUGACUCGAUUGAUAAUAUUACCGCUUAUAUUUAUGUUUGCAUCUUUAGCAUUAUGGACAAUGAUUUAUUCUGCACCUGGAUCAAUCUUUCUUCGAGGACCAUACGAUGAGAAUUUUUGGGAAUUGCCCGGGAAAUUUGACAAUUUCACAUUACUUACAGAAAAAUUGCGUUAUUAUAAAAGGGAUCAUUAUAAUUACAUUGUACUACUUUUUAUAUUAACUUAUAUUUAUAAGCAAACUUUUGCGAUUCCUGGUUCAUUCUUUCUGAAUAUAAUCGCUGGCAUUUUGUUUGAAUUUUGGACGGGUUUUUUAUUAGUUUGCGUUUUAUCAACAAUAGGCUCGACAUUUUGCUAUUUAAUUUCACAACUAUUCGGAAGAGAAUAUGUUUUAUAUUACUUUGGCGAAAAAGUAACAUAUCUUCAACAGAAGAUAGAUAGUAAUUCAAAUUACUUAUUGCCAUUUUUAUUAUUUGUUCGAAUGUUUCCAAUUUCGCCUAGUUGGAUGUUUAAUAUCGUUGCUCCAUUCCUAAAUAUUCCCGUGUCAAUAUUUUUAUUCUCCGCAUUUAUAGGUUUAGCACCAUAUAAUUUUAUAUGUGUACAAGCAGGUUGCAUAAUAUCAGAAUUAAAAAAUUGGAGAGAUAUUUUUGAUACAAAAACUGUUCUAAAACUUACUUCAUUUGCUUUUAUACCAAUAGCAUAUGCAUUUUUUAUAAAACCGAUAUGA